Molecule: messenger RNA, 4096 nt
Organism: Eriocheir sinensis (Chinese mitten crab)
Lineage: Eukaryota; Metazoa; Arthropoda; Malacostraca; Decapoda; Varunidae
Product: cytoplasmic dynein 2 intermediate chain 2-like
Exons: 11
Coding region: 592-2097 (501 amino acids)
Biological process (GO): intraciliary transport
Cellular component (GO): ciliary plasm; cytoplasmic dynein complex
Molecular function (GO): dynein heavy chain binding; dynein light chain binding
Source: RefSeq, a predicted model, not a curated record
GUCGCGAACGUCAACAACAACAACAACAACAACAUACCUGACAACGGCGGACUGGACGGAGCCACGGGGAAGACUUAAAUACAAACACGCCCUGCAUACAGCCCUAACAAUUACCACAAACACAGAAGCAGCUUAAUUACAGAUAGAGGAAGCCCAGAUAGAGAACACCCAGGCACACUGAACACUAAAAGAAACACGAAAACUACUAAACAAAACAAAUACUAUACAAAACAAGUCUAUCUGUGGAGGUGUCCAGGUAACGUGCAGGUAGACCAGUAGCGGCUUAAUUAAUGACAUCCAAAACACCCAGGUACAGCGAACACUAAACCACGUAAACUCCUAAACAAAACCCAUGUAAACUACUAAACAAAACCCAUGUAAACUACUAAACAUAGUAACACAUUACCUGGAGGCAUUUCAAGGUGUUCAGGUGGGGUACAGGUAAACCGAAGUAUCAGUGUAAUAAGAUAGAAAACUCCCAGGUACAGCAAACACCUAACCCAUGCUAACCAUUAAACAAAGCUAGUCAUUACCUGAGACGUCCCAAGGUGGCCAGGUAGGGUGCAGGUAGACCCGUCCACUCCACACACCAUGUUUUCUGACCACAGCGACGAGCCCACCAGCUUCCCCUCCACCUGGAAGACCGAACAGUCCCUGGAAUCUGGCGGCACCCAGACAGAGGAGGUCGGCACUCAGGAUGAAGAGUGCCAAGUUACCGACCAGAUUGAGGCCGGGGUGCAGACGGAGGAGGAGGAGCAGAAGAGUCUUGGGCCAGCAGAGUAUGAUGAAGCAUCCCUCUCAGAGUUCCUGAAGCGUGUCACCCCCAAAGUGCUGAGGGAGCUGGAUCGCCGUGCCCGCAGCCAGGCUUUCCUUGGCUAUGGGGCAGUGGAGGAGGAGGCUGGGACAGGAGGCAAGCUUCUCCACACACUCCGCUGCAACCAGACAGACCAGGAGUGUGUGGUGUCCGGGAUGGGGUGGAGCAGCACGGGGUCAGUGGUGGGGGUGAGCUUCGGGGCGGGGGAGCAUGACGACUGGUGCAGCCACCGGGGCACCAUCGCCGUGUGGAACAUCAACCGCAGCGACUUUGAUGCCAACCAGCCGGAGCGCGUCAUUGAGGCUGCCUCCUGCGUGCUGUGCCUGGCCUUCCACCCCUCAAACCCGGCGCUUUUUGCUGCGGGCACUUUUAAUGGAGAAAUUCUGGUAUACGACCUUUCUCGCACGGAGGACGUCACACCCCUGGCCGUGGGGGAGUGUGGGGGAGGCGGGGUGAGCACGCUGGCCUGGGUGGAGCUGGGGGACUUGCGGGGAGGGGAUGGUGGCCCCCAUCGCGCACCCCACACCCUCACCGCCACCACCACCACGGGCCAUGUUCUGGUGUGGGCGCUGAACCUCACCAAGCAGACGUUGACCCUCAAGGCUGGGUACAUGGUGAGGACGCAGGACAUCCCCAGGGGUGUGAGGACGCAGGUUGGAGAGGACACCGGCGUGGGCAUCGCAGCCGCCUCCUACAGCCCAGACGACCCUUCUGUCUUCCUGGUGGGAGGGGAGGGGGGCAGCCUUUUCCUCUGCUCUGCCAACCCUGAGUCCCCCACCGUCAUGGACUUGAGUGGUGUUCAUCUGCAUCGGUGCGUGACGGCCACACUCGCCCCACACACUGGCCGCACCCUGGAGGCACAGUUCUCGCCUCACCACCGCCACGCACUUCUCUCAGCGGGCUCAGAUAACCAGAUACGACUGUACUCGCUUCUGCAGCCCAACAAGCCCAUCACCGCCACACACAGCGAGGAGUCUGUGACCUGUGCCCGGUGGUCACCCUCACGGCCCCUCGUCUUUGCUGCCGGCCUCUCCUCGGGACGUGUGGUCCUCCAUGACCUUGACCCCAGGACGGGCCGCCAGCAGCCCUUCAUCACCCUGGCCUCCCCCGGCAGAGCAGUUGCUGUCACGGCACUGCGCUUCAACCACAGGAACAUGACUCAGCUGGGUGUGGGGGAUGCCUUGGGGAGAGUGUUGGUGUGGCAGCUCCCCACCCAGGCUGUCUCCCCACUCCCCGGUGAGCUCUCCACCCUGCAAGGACUCCUGGAUAUCCUCAAGGACUAACAGGAACACCAACAGACCAAGAGGAGACUGAUAAACAUUCCUUAAUUAAUUUAUUUCCUUCCCUCCACUAAUGGGAAACAAACAAACAUUCCAUUUGAUCUUUAUUUCCUUUCUUUCUUUUUCCCCGUCUCCCUGUGUUGACCUUCUCCUAAAAUUGACCUGCCUACAAUACCAGUUUUCCUUUCCUCUUUUAUUAUUCCUUUUCCUUCCUCUCCUCUGUUUCUUUUUUCCUUGUCCUUCCUCUCCUCUGUUUCCUUUUUCCUUGUCCUUCCUCUCCUUCCUUUUCUCUUUUUAUAUCUAACUGAAUGUCUCUUAUAGCAAUUUAAUGUUGUUUGCCUGUCCUUAUUUAUUUUGAUUGUCCAUCUUCUAUUUUUUUUCCUUUUUCUUUUAUCCUCUGUCUGCAAUGUGAGGGUUACAGAGUGUUUAAUCUAUAGUAAUUGUACUCCCCUGGAUCUACCUAAUGCACUCUGUUUAAUAAUAAUAAUGAUGGUGAUAAUAACCUUCCUAUCCUUCUUUUCUUCUAUCUAUGCAUCGUCUUCUGUUUAUCCUCUUUUUCCUUCCUAACAUUCCUGUCUGACUCCUUUCUUUCAUCCUCUAUUCCUUUUCCUCUUUCCACACAUCUUCCAUUUAUCCUCUUUUUUUCCUUUCUAACAUUCCUUUCUAACUCAUGUCAGACUCCUCUCUUUCAUCCUCUAUUCCUUUUCUUCUUUCCACGCAUUUCCUUUUCAUCUUCUAUUCCAUUCUAUCAUUUCGUUCUGACUUUCAUCAUCAUUCCUUUUCUUCUUUCCAUGUAUCUCCUACUUUCCUCUAUAGAGCUAUACCUUUUCAACAUUUCUGUCUUUCAUCCUCUCUUCCUUUUCUCCUUAAUGUGCAUCUCCUUCUUUUCAUCUUCCAUUCCUUUCUAACUUCUACAUCAGCUUCAUUUUGGGUCAGUCAGUCAGUCAGCGAACUUUACCGUUACAAGUCACCUAGUUCUUGCGUCACCGCAUUUAACCGAGUCACGCAGGUCUCACUGUGUUCUUAGGUAGGGGAGAGUGGCGAUGAUUCGGACAGUGGGAUGGUCCAGCCAUAGCACUUAUUGUAAAGUGUAUGGGACUGAGUGCCGCGAGAUUUUGUGUGAAUGUGCAAAACUUUGUUACCUUGGCCCACAAAGGGACAACCACUCCCUAAGAGCUAUUCUUUUUUAUGUAAGUCUGAUUUUAUGUUUUUUUGCAUCUCGUAUGUAAUAUUUUCAGGGUGUAUCGUAAGCUCUCACUUCAAAAACAUGGCAAUUAGCGAGAUGUAAAUUAUUUUGGUGACGCAGCGAUGCACGGCGAAGGUGUUGCCGUAUAACACGAUCACCCAGCUCUCGUGCUGGAAAAGGGGUGUGACCACACAUUUGCUUUUUAUUGAGUCGUGAUGAUUCGGACGGUUGAUUUUUUCAUUAUUUUUAUUAAAUUUAUAUCAAUUUAAACACUAAAGGUGUUGCAACCGUUAUAAAAAGGUUAAUUUGGUUGAUUUAUAUUCAGAUAUUAUGCUUGUGAGAAAAGAAGGAGGCCAUAAUACCAAUUUUUUUAGAUAUUUCUUGUAGUUCUCCUUUUUGUUUUUUCCCCUAUAAAUAAUGAGAGGAUAUUUUUGUGCUUAUACAAAUGUUUUAUAGUAGAUUUAAUCUUGUUUAUUAGCCAAUCAAGCUUACGUUACAUAAAUAUUAAGCUGAGUAUUAUGAGUGUCCGUACCAUCCCACCUCCCUGGCCGAACCAUCACCACGGGUGGGGAUGGUUCGGACGAUUUAGAAACUUGUCUUUCACCACCUACAUCUGAAAACUGGACAUGGCUACGGGUGUCAUAUUAGCAGCCGAAAGAGCCAAAGGAUGAAGGAACAUUUUGAGAUCAACAAAAUUACACUACUUAAACUUUUUUUUCUAAAACUAUUUUUCUGAAAAGUGGCCGAAUCAUCACCGCUCUCCCCUAAACGUUUUGCUGUGAUAAAGGAACAUGAAUAUAUAAAAUUAAAACCUGU